AGGUGAUUUGCCUUUCCUCACGUAUGAACUGGCAAUUCAGAAGGGGAAAGUAGCUGCAAUACGGCAAAGUUUUGUGCGGAAAUCGAACUUGGUUAAACCGUUCGCGGUGAGAAGAUCGUCAAAGGGGCGAAGCUGACUAAUCAUAUCAUCAUUGGAACAGCCGGGCGUUCGACCUUAAGAAGAUUGCCAUUUUUGUACCGGACGAGGCGGGCGUUAUGAUCGCUGUUCUUUUUAGCCACGUACGAGCGGGAGGUGAUGGGAUUCGUCCAGUACAUCGUAACCAAUCCGAUCAUGAUUCUUCUGGUGCGGGAGCAAGAAUCACUCGAUAACACCAAACACUACUACGUCAAAUGCCGCAACCAGGACGAGAAAUAUCAAGCAAUUUCAGACAUGUACGGUGUGAUUACCGUCGGACAAGCGAUCAUUUUCUGUCAUAUGAUGUAUAGGACAGUUGUAAACUCCAAGUAAACUUAUUUUCGGCAUUGUUAAUCGAUCGAAACAGGCACGCAAAACGGCCGGUUGGUUGACCGGCAGGAUGUCCCAGGAUGGUCACUCGGUAGCGGUACUGUCCGGUGAUCUAACGGUGGAGCAACGGUUGGAACGAACGUUUUGUCCAGGGGUAUCGACGUCGAACAGGUUACCAUUGUCGUCAACUUCGACCUGCCGAUGGAUUAGCAGGGACGAGCCGAUUGCGAAACGUAUCUACAUCGAAUUAGACGCACCGGUAGAUUCAAACGGAAUCACCAUCAACCUAGUGGGUAGUGAUCGAAGCAUGAUGAUUUGCAGAUCAACCGAAAAACACUUCCGGAAAAAGAUUCAGUUGCUAGACGCGGAGAACUCGGACGAAAUUGAAAAGAUCGCACCGUAAAGUGUUUUCGACCAGCUACUGGUGAAAGGCGUAGGAGCUUUUUUGGGUCAUACUUGUUUUGAUUCUGAAUUUAUAAUUUUAUAUUUUAAUUUUUUUUCUUCCUUGACCUGACAUAAGGUAUACAAGCUAAUAAAUUUACAAUUACAAUUACAAUUUAUCUCUACCCAGUUCUAUCCAAACAUUUGAAAAGGGCCUAACUGCAAAAUGUAACAAAUUGAAAUUUCAUGUUUUCCAUUAACGAAUAUCUACCCGAGCACGUACAUAACGCAACAUUUGAUUAUGAAGAAUUUUGAUAGCGAUUUUACAACAAUUUAUAAAAGGGCCUAAUUGAUUUUUAUGACCGAACUGAUUAUGAAAGGACCUAGCUGAUUGAAAAGUGCCUAACUAGCAAUACACUCGUUUUAAAUGGAUUAUAACGUAUUAUUGUAUUAUGACUGAUUGUAAAAGGCUUAUAACAUCUUUUCCAUAAUAUACAUACAGGGUCAAUCUGACCAUCAAAUUAGAAUUCAGUUAAUUCGUCUAACUUUCGGUGUAAUAUCAGACUUGAACAGCAUUUUUUG
Messenger RNA from Topomyia yanbarensis, 1428 nucleotides. Its product is annotated as DEAD-box helicase Dbp80-like. The coding region runs from base 536 to 868 and encodes 110 amino acids. The record is from RefSeq and is a predicted model, not a curated record. The transcript is spliced from 3 exons. Lineage: Eukaryota; Metazoa; Arthropoda; Insecta; Diptera; Culicidae.